Molecule: messenger RNA, 2615 nt
Organism: Nothobranchius furzeri (turquoise killifish)
Lineage: Eukaryota; Metazoa; Chordata; Actinopteri; Cyprinodontiformes; Nothobranchiidae
Gene: ak7b
Product: adenylate kinase 7b
Biological process (GO): nucleobase-containing compound metabolic process
Cellular component (GO): cytoplasm
Molecular function (GO): nucleoside diphosphate kinase activity; AMP kinase activity; ATP binding
Source: RefSeq, a predicted model, not a curated record
CGGAACCCGGUACCGUUCGGACUCACCUUGAACAGGAAGUCCAAUAUCUGGCUCCGGUACGGCUCCUCGUAGUUGACCAGUAAGCGGGAUGUGGCCUGAAGAAGCAACAGAAGACGUAAGACCCGAACCGGUCGAACCGAACCCGGAAGUAGGAACGCAACUCACCCCUCCGCCGCUCAGACCACCAAUCCCGUCAAAGACUCUCCCCAGACCCCCGACAUCCGUCAGCACGUAGUCCUUCCCGGAGCAGGAGCCGCCGGACAGCAGCAGCAGGACAGCCGACAGGGACACCGGAGACAGCGGACCGCCCAUCACCAACACCCGAACUCUCCGGGCGCGAACCCGAACGCUCUUAUAAACGCGCGGGAUCACGUGACAAAUCUGCUGAGUGGUCACGUGCAGGCGGAGCGCGUGGAUAUUCUAAUCAAUAAACGCAUAAAAAUAAAUAAAAGAAUACGCGUGCGUGUUUACAUCGCGGAAGUCGGAACGUCCGACGAUCACCGGGCGCGCUUGCAGGUUAAAAACAGGAAGUGAAAAGUGACCGGUGGUUAGUCACGUGACCGUCGAGAAGCCCGUCUCCGUGGCAACGCGUGACCAGCAGAACAACCGAGCCGAACAAUGUCGGAACCGCAGAGGGAGAGCGUGACACGGGCCAGAAGAGUUUUUCUCAACAACAUUGACUCAUACUCGUCCAGAACCAUCACCAAGGUUCUAAGUGAGGAGCCGGAGAAUGCGAGCCAGCUGAGCAGAACCGAAACCUUCCAGGUCGUUGGGACGGGUUCUGACCGGUCCGGUGACGCCAGGCUGCAGGAUCCUGACCGAGACCACUUGCUGUCCUGCUUAUUGAAAUGUCAGGUGGUGAUCUAUGACAUCAGUCAGGAGGCGGAGCAAGUGGAAGCAGCUACAUGGGCUGUGACAGCCCUUCAUGCUCGGAUGGAUCAGUUCUCUGAACCGAAAAUCUUUGUCCUCCUUUCCACGGUGAUGACCUGGGUCUCCAGCAGCUCACCAGCAGCACUUCCAUUCACUGAGGACAUUCUCCGGAGGAAAAGAGGUCAUCCCAGCUUCAUACAGCUCAUGGACCUGGAAAUGAGGGUCGUCAGACUAGGAAAGAGUAACCCAGCCCUGUUCUCCACAUACGUGGUGGCAUCAGGACUUCAGUACGGGAUGGGAGAACACAUCUUCUACAGUUACUUCAAGAACUCCUGGUUAGGGAUGGAAGCUGAAAUGUUUGGAGAUGGGAAGAACGUCGUUCCAACGAUCCACAUCAGUGACCUGGCCCGCAUUGUACUGAGUGUGAUCCGACUUCAACCUAACGUGUCCUACCUGCUGGCCGUGGACUCGUCUAGCUGCACUUUGGAGAACAUCGUGAAGGCCAUCUCCUCUGCACUGGGAUCAGGAAAGGUCCGGAAGAAACCAGCUGAGGAUUUGUUCCUCCUAGAGGACAUGAGUAUGUCAGCUAUCAGGUCCAUGCAAAUCAACCUUCAGUUGGAGGCCAUUCACAUCAAGAACUUGCCCAUCAGCUGGAGGUGUGAGUCUGGUCUGGUGGAGAACAUGCAGCUGGUGCUGGAGGAGUUCCUGCAGAACCGAGGGCUUUUGCCCCUCCGCCUGUGUGUCCUGGGCCCUCCGGCCGUGGGGACGACUACGGUGUCCAAAUGGAUCUGUGAGGGCUAUCGUCUCCAUCACGUCACGUUGAAGGACGUCAUCGCUCAGCCGGAGGAGGUUCUGAAGAAUUCUGAUCCAGCAGAAGAGUUGCUCAUCCACCUGCAAAACCCAGAGGAGAGCACUGAUGUUUCAGACGAACAAAUGGAGACCCUGAGAGCUAAACUGAAGUCCAUCUCAUGCAGAAACCAGGGCUUUGUCCUUGCUGGCUUCCCACACACGUAUGAACACGCCAAAAAACUCUUUGGUGAAGAAGCAGAUGGAUCAUCUUCACUCAGCAGGAUGAUCCUUCCAGAGUUUGUUUUGUGUCUGGAUGCAUCGGACUCCAUCCUGACGGACCGAGUGAUGGAGCUGCCCCAGCACCUGGUCCAGCAGCUGGGCUACCAGCCAGAAGACUUUCUCAGGUGUCUGGCCGCCUACAGAGAGAACAACAGUGUGGACAAAACUGUCCUCACCUACUAUGAAGAGAGGAACGUCACCGCUCUGCACCUGGUCACCAGUGGGGAAGAGCAGGCCAACAGACUGGUGAAGGAGAAGAUCCUGAACAUGUUAGGACCACCCAGGUUGCUCAGCCCUCCAAAGGUGGAGGACGGGAGGAAUGAGGCUGAAGAGAAACUCAGAAGAGAGGCUAAGGAGAAGGCAGAGGAGACCAGGAGCAGAGCUGCUCUUUGGCAGGAGUGGACGCUGAGGCGGGGGCAGAUGAAGCGGCAGGAAGAGCAGGAGCUGGAGGACUUGACUGGCCCAAUGAAAAGCUACCUGCAGGAGCACGUGAUGCCGGUGCUGACCCGGGGUCUGAUCCACUGCUGCAGACGUCAGCCCCCGGACCCAGUGGACUUCCUGAGUGAGUUCCUGUUCCAGAACAGCCCCUUUAACACGUCCUGAGCCGAUACCGGCCCCAGCUGGAGCCGCGGUGGCGAUCCUCUUUGGAGAAUAACGUUUAUCUACUGUUGCUCAUG